UUUAGAUUGCAAAGCUUUGUGGCCUUCCAAUGGGUCAACACAGAUCGAGGCCGCUAUACGAUACCGUCAUCCCGGAAGAACAGUCCCCGACCGGGCACACGGUUGUCAAUGGCAACUUUAUCGAGGAGUUUACGUUUGAGUCCGAAAAACAAGCCAAAAAGGCAUCAAGUUCCGGUCGGAAUAAGGAACAUGUCCCAUUGUUGGACUUGAACUUUUCGUCGAAGCGAGGCUCCGAAAGUUCCUCGAGUUCGUUAAUGUCCGACGACAGUCUACGCGACGACACUUUCCGACACAUGUUAGAACCGCUGUACGAGAAGGCUGUGGGCUAUUACCGUGAGAAAGCCGAGCAAGGUGACGCGUUCGGUGCCUAUUAUAUUGGGCUGGCUUUCGAGAAUGGUUUUGGGUCCUGUUCAAAAGAUCGUAAAGAGGCUGUCAAAUGGUAUCGGAAAUCCUCGGAAUAUGGUUUUGUGUUAGCCGAACACGCUGUUCAGCGGUUGUCCCCCGGAGAUGGUGACUCGGAGACGAAAUUCGUAGGGGUCGAAUCCCGUGCCAGCCUUUUACUCCGGGCCGCAUUGCAGGGGCAUAAACAAGGGGUGGUCCGUCUUCGAUUGUUGUGUAAUCAAGAAAAAGCAGCGUUGGGGUUUUUGAAAACGAAACGAACACAAAUCGAGCGCAAGCUCGCGACGGAGACUGAGGAGAGUGCUAUCGCAGAGUUGCUGAGUAACCUCGCCUUUCUGACGCUUUUUCUAGAACCAAGCAAGGAAAACUACGAUGACAUCAUUGAGCUAUUCACACGUGCCGCUGACCAGGGGAACGACGACGCGUCGUAUUCGGUUGGAAAACUUUAUAUGAAUGGCGUAGGCAAGAUGUUAGUGCCAAAUGAACAGCUUGCCAUCAAGUACCUGACCGUAGCCGCUGACCACGGCCAUCUGAUGGCUCAGAUUGAACUUGGAAAACGAUUCCUAAUGAAAUCUUCGGGCCUGGUUGGAAAUGAGAAAUUUGAAGCGAAAGCGUAUCGCUACUUUAAAGAAGCCGCUGACCAGGGUAGCGCUGAAGGCUGGCUCAAUAUCGCUCACCAGUACUUGUACGGAGAAGUUAUAGAAACCGAUCUCAAUAAGGCUAUCGAGUGUCUGGAGCGUGCCGCUGUCACCGUAGAUUACACUGAUAACGGGCGCAGCAAUAGUCGCGCGUUGUGCAUCUUGGGGAGAAUUUACCGAUACGGUAUGGGUGACGUUUCAACGGAUCUUGGCAAAGCGAUUGGAUAUUUCACCGAAUCGGCCAACCGAAAGUUCCCGAAUGCUUGUUUAGAGCUUGGCAAGCUUUAUGUCCGCGGCAAGGGCGUGGUCAAAGACGUGCCACGUGCUAGGGCACUCCUUGAGAGCGUCCACGUGUUCUCUGAAAGCCAGUACCAAUUAGGGAAAUUAUACGAAGAACUGGGAGACCCGAAGACCGCUGAUCAGUAUUACAGACAGGCGAUGAAAGGAUACUCGCGUGAUGUGGCGAAACAUCACGAUUACACGAUCGGACUUUAUCGUAUCGCGAAGAUGCACGAGAACGGCCGGGGAAUUCCGAAGGAUUUGGUCAAAGCGAAAGCGUUCUAUUAUCGUGCUUCCACUUCGGCGGAAAAGACUUACAUAUUAUGGUGGAAGAGUUAUGGAGAGAAGGCACUCAACAGGCUGACCAGUUUCACGCAGGCUAAAAGUAAGGACGUGGCCGCGAUUGCCUGAGUUGUCUAAGGCAAAACUAGGGUAAUGUCUAAAAGGAAUGGACGAGAGGUAGUUUACGAGAUGGUUCCAAAAUUGAAAUAAGAGUUUGCGUUAGUAUUAGGGUUAGUGUGGGGGUUAGGAUUAGAUGUGGGGUGAAGGUAAGGUUUAGUAUUGUUGCAAGUGGCUGGUUGUUGAUUCUUUUACGUUUUAAUGAUCUUAAAAACUGGCGGCCAUCUUGAAAAUCUGCCUCUAGUCCAUCCCCUUUAGCCACGAUCGCAAAACUAGACAACGUUUUUGUGGAAACAAGACAAUGUUUCCUAGCCACCCUCGACAUUUAUUGUAAAGUAUAUUUAUUAGUCAUAACUUGGGUAGAAAUGUUAUCCCGUAUUUCUAGUACGAUGUCCAGACUACGAGCAUCCUUCUUGUUCUUUUUACAUUGAAGAGAACCGUUAAUUAUAUCACCUGGAAUAGAAAAAAUGAAGAUAUUAGCAUAUUAUACUUUAACUUGUAAUGCUGUUUCCUGCGUAUCUGUUAAAAUAGAAGAAAAUCUCAAACGUCUGCAGUAUAUCCCACCGUCGUCAUGCCCAUUUUCACUGCCGCCUGAUGAUUCUAGGGUGGUAUUUUGACGGGG
Molecule: messenger RNA, 2337 nt
Organism: Paramuricea clavata
Lineage: Eukaryota; Metazoa; Cnidaria; Anthozoa; Malacalcyonacea; Plexauridae
Source: the annotation of a GenBank genome assembly